AGACGCCUUAGUAAUAAAAUUAGAACAAAAAAAUUCUUCAAAACCGUCAGCCCGGAAACCUCCACUAGUACUUAAUGUUUAUCGUUUAUCGUUUAUCUGUCAAUACUUCAACUGCAUUGUACAAUGCAACAAACAAUGCAGCAAUACGUCAAAUCUUUGUAGUGACAGUUCUUCAAUACCUCAUACCUCCAUCAGUACUUCAAUACUUCAACCUCCAACUGCUGUGGAAUUGAGGAUAUUUAUCCCUAGUUUUCACAUUUCACUGGAAAGGACUAACUCAGAAAGCAGCAUAUCCGUUUCCGACAGCUUGCCAAUUUUAUAACCGUUGGAAUUCGAAAUGCUGGCGCCCGAUAAGUAUCUCACUCCUAUGAAACAAAUGACUGGCGCUGAAGAAAAUCGACACUUUCUGCGUGCUUUUAUUCACACCUAUCGCGAUCUUCCAGUUCUUUGGGACACUUCUCUACGGGAUUACACGAAUCGAGACAAACGAGCCGAAGCCUACGAACAGCUUGUCCCAAUCUAUCGCUACCUCAAACGUGAUGCAAACGUAGAAGAUGUAAAGAAGAAGAUUAACACAUUGCGAACAAACUACCGAAAAGAGUUAAAAGUUGUGGAGAGCGCCCGUCGAAAUGGUACCGUUCAUCAUCCACGUUGUUGGACGUUUCAUGAAUUGGAUUUUCUACGAAAUACCGAGAAAUUUCUGGCAGUCAAUCCAAGUACGCGGGGCGAUAAUUUCUCAGCAUUUAGCGAAAAUUCACAGUCGCAAGCAUCAUUUAUCGAUUCACCAGCAUCAACUUACAAUUUCCGCACAAUGAUGGGCGUGGGUACGGUUCAAUCACCCCCGAGCAUUGCCGAAAUGUUUCACAAAUCAUUUGGGAACUCUCAAAAACUUGAUCCAGAGCGGACACCUCCUCCAACUACCACAUCACAGUUAACUGUUGCAAAUACGGCGCCAAAUGUACAAACCACAAACUCCGCAGAAUACAAUCAUGCAAGACAGGAAUCGGAAUCGCCAGUAGGACCAGCAAAGCGUUCACGUUAUUCGCCAUCAAGCGGUGCAGUUGCAGCUGGCCAAACACCAGAUGAACUACUCAGCAUAGCUUGCGAUUAUCUUUCAAGUACGUUUCCUGAAGAGGAAUCCAUCGCACGAACCUGGACGCAUAAGCUUAAACGUUUACAACGAGAACAACGGUUAUUGGCAGAAAAAUUUAUCAAUGAAAUACUAUUUGAAGCAGAAUCUGGUACAUUGCAUCGAGGCUCAGUACAUAUUAACAGUUUUGAACCAUUUGUUCGUUUUGAAGAACAUAAUGGUAAUAACCAAGAACCGACCAAAUCACAAAGCCCAAGUGUACAUACGUCUACCACAACAAUAUCGCACGAUAGUGAAAUCAAGUCAAUUUCAAAUUCUGGAUCGACUGAAAAUACCAACACUGCAAAUUCGGUUAAUGAGGGCAGUUACGAAAAUUAUCAGAACUAAAUUUCAUUGUAGCUUUAAGAUAAAAAUUAAUAUUAUAAGCCAGAGAUGCAUUGCUUCUUUAACCAAGUAAAUAUUGGAUUUUUAAUUCGU
Messenger RNA from Rhagoletis pomonella (apple maggot), 1567 nucleotides. RefSeq lists its product as uncharacterized. Lineage: Eukaryota; Metazoa; Arthropoda; Insecta; Diptera; Tephritidae. Bases 338 to 1477 code for a protein of 379 amino acids. The record is from RefSeq and is a predicted model, not a curated record. The transcript has a single exon.